Molecule: messenger RNA, 2156 nt
Organism: Sinocyclocheilus anshuiensis
Lineage: Eukaryota; Metazoa; Chordata; Actinopteri; Cypriniformes; Cyprinidae
Product: gastrula zinc finger protein XlCGF57.1-like
Exons: 2
Coding region: 225-1727 (500 amino acids)
Biological process (GO): regulation of transcription by RNA polymerase II
Cellular component (GO): nucleus
Molecular function (GO): DNA-binding transcription factor activity, RNA polymerase II-specific
Source: RefSeq, a predicted model, not a curated record
CCGAUUUAUUGCUUCUUCCUCACAGAAAUUAAUGUUCAUUGAAGCCCCACCCACAACUAACAUCAUCAGUGAAGCCCCACCCACAACAAUCACAUCAUCAGUGAAGCUCCACCCACAACAAUAUCAUCAUCAGUAUAGCUCCACCCACAACAAUCACAUCAUCAGUGAAGCUCCUCCCACAGCAAUCACAUCAUCAGUGAAGCUCCUCCCACAAACCCUGCAGAAUGAAACCCACUGAAGAACCAACAGAGCUGAUUGAAGAAAAUACGGAGAAUGAAAAACUGAGUGAAGUUGAGGAGAAAAAUCAUGUCAAAACUGGAGAACAUUUUGUGAGUUGCUCUCAAACCAAACAGAAAGAUUUAAAGAAAAGAAGAGCCAAGAAAUCUUUCACCUGCACUCAGUGUGCAAAGAGUUUGACCAGCAAACAUAGUUUUAAUGUUCACAUGAGAGUUCAUACUGGAGAGAAACCAUACAAGUGUUUACACUGUGACAAGAGAUUAAUUCAUUCAGGACAUCUGAAAACACAUGAGAGGAUCCACUAUGGAGAAAAACCGUACACGUGUGAUCAGUGCGGGAAGAGUUUUGCACUAAAAGGAAACCUUACAGCACAUAUGAGAGUUCAUACUGGAAAGAAACCGUUCACAUGUGAUCAGUGCGGGAUGAGUUUUGCACAAUCAUCAAACCUUAAAGGACACAUGAACAUCCACACGGCAGAGAAACCGUAUGCAUGUGAUCAGUGCGGCAAAACAUUUUUGAGGGCACCAUACCUAAAGAAUCACCUGAGAGUUCAUUCAAAGGAGAAACCACAUUCAUGUUAUUUGUGUGGAAAGAGUUUUUCAUGUCUAGAACAUUUAAAAGAACAUCAGAAAAUACACACUGGUGUGAGAGAGUACAUGUGCUUUGAGUGUGAAAAGACUUUUAUUUCAGCAAAGUGUUUAAAAAGGCAUAAGAGGAUUCACACUGGAGAGAAACCUUACAAGUGUUCACACUGUGACAAGAGAUUCAGUCAGUCAGAAUAUCUGAAAAUACAUGAGAGGAUCCACACUGGAGAGAAGCCACAUGCAUGUGAUCAUUGUGGGAAGAGCUUCAGACUAAAAGGGACCCUUAACGAUCACGUGAAAAUCCACACCGGAGAGAAGCCGCACACAUGUGCUCAGUGUGGGAAGAGUUUUACACAAAAAGGAAACCUUAACAAACACGUGAAAAUCCACACUGGAGAAAAGCCGUACUCAUGUGAUCAGUGCGGAAAGAGUUUCAGAAUAUCAAGUGUUUUUAAAGUUCAUCUGCGUACUCAUUCUAGAAAAAGACAAUAUAACUGUGACCAUUGUGGUAAACGUUUUUUUACGGCAAGUGCCCUGAAGAAGCACCUGAAAAUUCAUACAAAGGAAAAGCCUCAUGCGUGUUCUUUGUGUGGAAAGUGUUUUAGCCAAUUUGCUGCUUUAAAAUAUCACCAGAAAAGACACAGCGGUGUGAAGGAUCAUGCUUGCUCUGAGUGUGGGAAGACUUUUUUUACAUAUGGUGCACUGAAAGUGCACAAGACCGUUCACACUACAGAAACACCUUACAAGUGUUCACACUGUGACAAGAGAUUCAGUCGGUCAGGAAUCCUGAAAUCUCAUGAGAGGAUCCACACUGGAGAGAAACCGUAUCACUGCACUGCAUGUGGGAAGUGUUUCAAUCGUUCAUCUUCUCUACACAGUCAUAUAAAAAGCAUUCACAGUAAGUAGAUCAUCUUCAGAUCAGCACUUUCAGGUCUGAUGCUGCGUCCUCACCAAAUGAGACACAAUAAUGCAUCAAACAAUAACAUAUCAUCUGGAUAAAUCUGUCCUAACCAGACAUUACAAGUGACAUGAUAAAGUAACAUUAUCUAAAGUUUCACAGUGAAUAAAGUUCAUCUUCAAAACCAGCAGAUUCAACUGUGAUAUUCAGCUCAACUCAAAGAUGGAGUUCCUCCCCAAAGAACAAUGUCAGAAAAGUGUAUUCUUGUGUAUAAUUUUUCUUCAUUAUAUAAAUGAUAUAAUUGUUUUCUUAUGAGUUUCAGAGCCCGACCGAUAUAUUGUUUUGCUGAUAUGAGCUUGUCGCCGAUAUAUCUGUAUCAGCCAAUAUGACGCCGAUAUGACAACGAUAUGAACAUUUUUUUUUUACAGAACAUAUAA